Molecule: messenger RNA, 1883 nt
Organism: Hevea brasiliensis (rubber tree)
Lineage: Eukaryota; Viridiplantae; Streptophyta; Magnoliopsida; Malpighiales; Euphorbiaceae
Product: phospholipase A(1) LCAT3-like
Exons: 11
Coding region: 163-1524 (453 amino acids)
Biological process (GO): lipid metabolic process
Source: RefSeq, a predicted model, not a curated record
CACAAGUGCUAAAAUGCAAAUUCCAAUCCACACUCAGUCUUCACAUAAUUACAAGUAUCAGAUCAAGGCACGCAGUUCAAACGCUGCAAAGCUUCCAACUUAACUGCCACUUCUUAACCUGUAAGACCCGAAACCCGUUUCACUAAAAGGGUGGAGCCAAUCAUGGUCGGAGGCUUCUCUUUCUGUCCCUGCUUUGGAAGUCAGAGUACCGUCGAUACUGAUGUCGACCGCGACCCUGUCCUUCUGGUGUCUGGAAUCGGUGGGUCCAUCCUGCAUUCGAAGUCGAAGAGGAAUACGUUCGGGUUUGAGACCCGGGUAUGGGUCCGAAUUCUCUUAGCUGAGUAUGAGUUCAAGAAGAGAAUCUGGUCUCUCUAUAAUCCCAACACAGGUUAUACAGAAGUAUUGGAUGAUGGCACUGAACUUGAGGUCCCUGAUGAUGAUUAUGGGCUUUAUGCAAUUGAUAUUUUAGAUCCAUCAUUGUUUGUUAAACUUUUCCAUUUGACAGAGGUGUAUCAUUUCCAUGAUAUGAUUAAGAUGCUCAUUAAAUGUGGAUAUAAGAAGGGAACCACCUUGUUUGGAUAUGGAUAUGAUUUUCGGCAAAGCAAUAGAAUUGACAAAUUAAUGGAAGGUCUUAAAUCAAAGCUGGAAACUGCUUAUGAAGCUUCUGGGAAUAGAAAAAUAAAUAUAAUUUCACAUUCAAUGGGGGGACUGCUGGUGUCAUGUUUCAUGUUGCUUCAUGCAGAUGUGUUUUCAAAGUUUGUUAACAAAUGGAUCUGUAUUGCAUGCCCUUUCCAAGGUGCACCAGGAUGCAUCAAUGAUUCCCUGUUAACUGGGUUGCAAUUUGUUGAGGGUUUUGAGAGUUACUUUUUUGUAUCUAGAUGGACAAUGCACCAGCUGUUGGUUGAGUGCCCAUCAAUCUAUGAAAUGUUGGCAAAUCCGAAUUUUAAGUGGGAAAGGCAACCACAAAUUCAAGUUUGGCGGGAGCAAUCAGAUGAUGGAGAAAAUUCUGUCAAGUUGGAAUCCUAUGGCCCACUUGACAGUAUCACUUUCUUUCAGGAAGCUUUGAGGAAUAAUGAGCUAAAUUAUUAUGGAAAUGCAGUUUCUCUGCCCUUCAAUUUUUACAUCCUCAGAUGGGCUGCUGGUACUCGCCAGAUUCUAAAUGAUGUGCAACUGCCAAAAGGAGUUUCCUUCUAUAACAUUUUUGGGACAUCAUAUGAUACACCUUUUGAUGUUCGAUACGGUACAGAGAUGUCUCCAGUCAAAGAUUUGUCCGAAGUCUGCCACACUAUGCCUCAGUAUUCUUACGUGGAUGGGGAUGGAACAAUUCCUGCAGAAUCAGCUAAGGCGGAUGGAUUUGAAGCAGUUGAGAGAGUAGGAGUUGCAGCUACUCACCGUGGGCUGCUACAAGACAAGACAGUAUUUCAACUUAUCCAGAAAUGGUUGGGAGUUGAUCAGAAGCUUCAUAAGCAUUCAAGGACGUCCAGAGUAAUCGAUGCUUCUUCAGUUCCACAGGUUAAAGCAUGAAUAUGUUUUCUGCUUGAAUAUGUGCUGAUUGUAGCAUUGAAACCUGGAAAAGGAAAAGGAGAAAAGAAAGGCCGGAAUCCUGAAUUCCGAAAUUGCAGUGUGGUGUAAAUACGAUUUUGAUUGCAAGACUAUAUGUUGUAAAGUUUGGAAAAAGAUUUGUUGUUCAUAAAGUACAUCAAGAAAAUGCUGAAACUAGUUAAUAGGUUUAAAGAAUCUAUACACGCUAGCGAGUAAGUUGACUGUGUAAUCUAUGUUAUUGUAGCACACGUUGAUUGAGAUGAGAUGCGGUAUUUGGGCCGUGAUUGUAAAUUGUUGCAAUUAAUAAGUACUUAAUGGGAUUUAAGCUACUGUUAGUUUUA